Triticum dicoccoides is the source of this 459-nucleotide messenger RNA. RefSeq names its product histone H3-4-like. The record is from RefSeq and is a predicted model, not a curated record. The transcript is spliced from 2 exons. Gene Ontology annotation, molecular function: protein heterodimerization activity; structural constituent of chromatin; DNA binding. The coding region runs from base 1 to 459 and encodes 152 amino acids. NCBI's taxonomy places the organism in Eukaryota, Viridiplantae, Streptophyta, Magnoliopsida, Poales, Poaceae. Gene Ontology annotation, cellular component: nucleosome.
AUGCAUGAAGCCAAAUCUCCUGCAACAUGGCUAAGGCGGUGCGCCCCGGCCACGGGCAACGUCAAGAAGCCCUGCCGCUUCCACCCCAGCACCGUCGCACUUUGGCAGAUCACCGAGUUGCUCAUACCCAAGCCCCCCUUCCAGCGUCUCGUCCGGGAGAUCGCCCAGGACUUCAAGGCCGACCUCCGCUUCCAGAGCUCCGCCGUCUCCGCGCUGCAGGAGGCCGCCGAGGCAUACCUGGUGGGGCUGUUCGAGGACACCAACCUCUGUGCCAUCCAUGCCAAGCGCGUCACCAUCAUUCCCAAGGACAUCUUAGCCUUUGUCCAGCGUUGGAAAUGUAUGCGUGCUAGUGUUUGUUCUUGCCAUGACGGAUGUGUUGCCUCGUCUGAAAAUAUCCUAAAAACUGAGAAUAUCCUAAAAAUUCAAAAGUUGUUCGUGACUUACAAAAUGGUUUAUUGA